GCUGCGUAGAGGAAUAACCAAAAUACAAACCCUAGCCAUGGUUUGGGUUUUGGUGCCACUGCUCCUCCUCCUCCUCGUGUCUGGUUCUUCUUCUCCAGUUGUCCAUGCAGCAGAUCAUGAUGGAGACGACUACAUGAUGGUGGCAAUGAACUCGCUGAAACCGGAAGCCACCUGCUUGGGGCACAGGGAGAUUCCACCGCAGAACGGCACCUGGGUACCAUUGCAUCACCCGCUUGGGCCGUGCUCGCCGUCGCCAUCAGGUAAGCCGCCGUCCUUGGACGACCUGCUCCGGCAGGACCAGCUCCGCGUCGACCACAUCCACAGGAGGCUGUCGGGAGACGUCGGCGACGACAAGACGGGCUCCAACAAGACUGAGGAGCCUGUAGUCAUCGUAAGCCAGGAGUACCACCAGCUCGCUAGUAAUUUCAGCGUGGGCUCCAAUGUAUCUCGGGCUCCGCCUCCGGCUCCGACUCAAGACUACCCGCAGAGCAUUGAUCUGGCGGCGAUCGGCGGCGGUCGGCAGAGGCUGCCAGGAGUGAUCCAGACGAUGGUGCUCGACACGGCGAGCGACGUGCCGUGGGUGCAGUGCGUGCCGUGCCCCAUCCCGCCGUGCCACCCGCAGACCAACACCUUCUACGACCCGACCAAGUCUCCCACCUACGCCGCCUUCCGCUGCAGCUCCUCGACCUGCCGGCAACUCGGCCCCUACGCCAACGGCUGUGUCGGCAACCAGUGCCAGUACAAGGUCACCUACCCCGACGGCUCGUCAUCGUCGGGGACGUACGUCUCUGACUUGCUCACCAUCAACCCCACGAACUCCAUCGCCAAGUUCCAGUUCGGCUGCAGCCACGUCGAGCAGGGCACCUUCAACAACCGCACCGCCGGGAUCAUGGCGCUCGGCGGCGGCCCUGAGUCGCUUGUGUCCCAGGCCGCCUCCAUCUACGGCAACGCCUUCUCCUACUGCGCCCCGCCGACGGCGAGCCACAAGGGGUUCUUCCGCCUCGGCGUGCCGCGCGUUGCCGCCACCAGGUACGUGGUGACACCCAUGCUCAGGUACAAGCAGGUGCCCACGUUCUACCGCGUCCUGCUCCGGGACAUCGCCGUCGCCGGGGGGCGGCUCAACGUCCAGCCUGUGGUGUUCGCCGCCGGGUCGGUGCUGGACUCCCGCACCAUCAUCAGCCGACUGCCGGCGACGGCGUACCAGGCGCUGCGGGCGGCGUUCAGGAACGCCAUGAGGAUGUACCGCAUGGCACCCCCCAAGGGGAGCCUGGACACCUGCUACGACUUCACCGGCGUCGUCGGCACCGUCCGGCUGCCGAAGAUCACGCUGGUGUUCGACAAGAACGCCGUCGUGGAGCUUGACCCGUCGGGGAUCCUGUUCAACGACUGCCUCGCCUUCAUCCCCAACCGCGACGACAGCAUGCCUGGCAUCCUUGGCAACGUGCAGCAGCAGACGAUCGAGGUGCUCUAUGAUGUCGGCGGCGGGGCUGUAGGGUUCCGCCGUAACGCGUGCUGAGCGCGAUGGCGGUCGGGAGGAUGCUCUGCUCUCGACGUAUGAGCCAGGGAGUUUUCAAGCUGAUCCACAUGCCUUUACAAGCAGCUACCACCUCAUAGAACCAAGAUUUGCAUUGGUGUGAGGCUUGCCUAUGUAUAUGAUUUACCUUUAAUUUGUCGUUGUGCUAUUACCCCGUAUUUUUUAUAAUUUAAUGCAUAACUCAUAUAUUGUGUUGUUUUUUAAGUUGUCCCA
This is a messenger RNA of Setaria italica (foxtail millet), 1747 nucleotides long. Its product is annotated as aspartyl protease family protein At5g10770-like. The record is from RefSeq and is a predicted model, not a curated record. The coding region runs from base 38 to 1516 and encodes 492 amino acids. NCBI's taxonomy places the organism in Eukaryota, Viridiplantae, Streptophyta, Magnoliopsida, Poales, Poaceae. The transcript is spliced from 3 exons. Gene Ontology annotation, biological process: proteolysis. Gene Ontology annotation, molecular function: aspartic-type endopeptidase activity.